This is a messenger RNA of Chenopodium quinoa (quinoa), 1213 nucleotides long. Its product is annotated as probable phospholipid hydroperoxide glutathione peroxidase. Gene Ontology annotation, biological process: response to oxidative stress. NCBI's taxonomy places the organism in Eukaryota, Viridiplantae, Streptophyta, Magnoliopsida, Caryophyllales, Amaranthaceae. Gene Ontology annotation, molecular function: glutathione peroxidase activity. The transcript is spliced from 6 exons. The coding region runs from base 158 to 883 and encodes 241 amino acids. The record is from RefSeq and is a predicted model, not a curated record.
AACAAUUAAUGUUGAAGUAAGCAUUCAUCAACACGUGUGCUCUUUAACUGCCGUUACAAAUCUUCAAUCUCCUCCCCAAAUUCACUCCCUACUAAAGCUUUAAAGCUCAAAUUACAACAAUUAGCUGCAAAAUUUUAACUCAACAAGCUUCAAUUCAAUGGCUUUCUCUUCAAUUUUCACUUCCCCUUUGCCCUCAUUAUCAAUUUCUUAUGCAAGAAAUCGCCCUAAUUUUUCCCCUUCUAUGGCUCUUCACUCAAUUUCCAGCAAUCUCGGAUUUGCGUCUCUAAAUUCAUCGUUUUUCCAAGAUGGGUUUUCUCUAAAAUCAUUGAAUUUUAAUGGGGUUUCUGUAAAAUCGCAGAAUUCUAUUUCUUCUGGAGUUUAUGCUAGAGCUGCUACUGAACAAACCAUCCAUGAUUAUACUGUGAAGGACAUUGAUGGAAAUGAUGUAGCUCUUAGCAAAUUCAAGGGGAGGGUUCUCUUAUGUGUCAAUGUUGCUUCAAAGUGUGGUUUGACAUCAUCAAACUAUUCAGAACUCUCACACCUGUACGAGAAGUACAAGACUCAGGGCUUUGAGAUUCUAGCAUUCCCGUGUAAUCAAUUUGGAGGCCAAGAACCUGGCUCAAAUCCCGAGAUUAAAAAUUUUGCAUGUACAAGGUUCAAAGCUGAAUUCCCCAUUUUUGACAAGGUAGAUGUGAAUGGUCCUAACACAGCGCCAGUUUACCAGUUUCUCAAGUCAAGUGCUGGUGGGUUUUUUGGUGAUUUGAUCAAGUGGAAUUUUGAGAAGUUUCUGGUGGAUAAAAAUGGCAAGGUUGUAGAGCGAUACCCACCUACAACAUCCCCUAUCCAAAUCGAGAAGGACAUUCAGAAGCUGCUGGCUGCAUAAAUCUUCAUUACUUAUAUGCACCUAUAAGAGAAGAUAAGCGCGGUAUUGUUUCAUCACUGCAGGAUACAUCAUUUUUUUUCCUCUUUAUACUAUUUCUCUUCGAGGGAAUGAUUGUACGAACAUGAAAUGCAAUCCUGAUACUUAACUGCUUUAUCUUGUUUGUGGAUUAGCCAUAGUUAGCUCACAAUAAGGGCAUGGAAUUACUAUCCUAUGACGCUGUAAAUAGUUUUUCUUUCUCCCACAUGUCAAUAUGAGUGAAAUCGAACCACUCCAAACGAAAACCAAAUUUGAAUGCAGAGGAGAGACUCAUGUAGUCUUAUUUAUACCUGA